ACAACGCUAGAUAAUAAGAUAAAUAGGCUACAAAAUUGAGAAGGAUUUGGCAAUUGGCAUCCAAGUCUUUAGUCAUGUCAUCCAAACUAGUAACAGCUAUCUUAGCCAAUUUUCUAGUAGUUCACAUAGGAGCUGGUGCAGCAGCUCCUGACGAUUUUGGGUUCAUCUAUCAAGGAUUUCAAUCAUCAAAUCUAAGCCUGGAUGGAUUAGCCACGGUCACCAAAAAUGGCCUCCUAAGGAUAACCAACACCACCAAAUUACAAACGGGGCACGCCUUCUAUCCUAAUCCCCUCAAAUUCAAGACAAAAUCUAAUAGUUCAGCUUUCUCCUUUUCCACCCAAUUUGUGUUUGCUAUCGUGGCUGAAGUACCAGGCAUGCCUGGUCCGGGAAUGGCUUUCGUGAUUGCGCCAACAAGAGGCCUUGCAGAAGGGCCCUCCACUCGUUUCCUCGGCCUCUUCAACACAAGCACCGAUGGAAAUCGAACAAAUCACGUUUUUGCGGUGGAGCUUGACACUAUCCAAAACCCAGAUUUUGAAGAUAUCAAUGACAACCAUGUUGGUAUUGAUAUUAACUCUAUGACGUCCAAGGUAUCCCAGCCAGCAAGUUACCAGGCUAAUAACAAGAAUUUAUUUGACAACUUAACUCUUAGCAGCGGUCAAGAUAUGCAACUUUGGGUCGAAUACGACGGGGUGGCGAGGAGAAUCGAUGUUAAAUUAGCUCCAGUAGCGGCAUCUAAACCACAUACUCCUCUUUUGUCUUUGACAUAUGAUCUUUCGCCAAUUUUUCAGCAGAGCAUGUAUGUUGGCUUUUCUGCAGCCACUAGUCCACGCGACAUAGGAUCAUCUCAUUUUAUACUUGGAUGGAGCUUCAGGACGAAUGGCGUUGCGCAGGCUCUUGAUCUCUCUCGGCUCCCCAAGCUACCUCGGUUUGGACAUAAGAAAGUAUCUGAAUUUUUCACUGUGGGAUUGCCCCCGAUUUGCAUGCUUUUCUUGUUAAUACUAAUAUCCGGAGUAGCUUAUUAUCUAAGGAGGAAGUGGAAGUUUGCAGAAGUGCUGGAAGAAUGGGAGCUUGCUUAUGGGCCUCACAGGUUCAAGUAUAAAGAUUUAUACAUUGCCACCAAGGGGUUCAGAGAAAAGGAGAUGUUGGGGGAAGGCGGAUUUGGAAGGGUCUACAAAGGCGUUCUGCCAACAAGCAAGGUUGAGGUUGCUAUCAAGAAGGUCUCUCAUCAAGCAAGACAGGGAAUGAGAGAAUUUAUUGCAGAAGUCGUCAGUAUUGGUCGCUUACGCCAUAGAAAUUUAGUACCACUCUUGGGUUAUUGUCGGCGUAAAGGAGAGUUACUUUUGGUAUACGAGUUCAUGUCCAAUGGUAGUCUAGACAAGUUUUUGUACAACCAACCCAAGUAUAUCCUCAGCUGGAGCCAAAGAUUGCGAGUCAUCAAAGGUGUAGCAUCCGGAUUAUUCUAUCUACACGAAGAAUGGGAGCAAGUAGUGAUCCACCGAGAUGUGAAAGCAAGUAAUGUAUUGUUAGAUAGUGAACUGAAUGGAAGAUUAGGAGAUUUCGGCCUGGCAAGGCUAUACGAUCAUGGAACCCUCCCUCAAUCCACCCAUGUAGCGGGAUCUCUUGGCUACCUUGCUCCUGAGCAUAGCAGGACAGGGAGGGCCACAACAAGCACUGAUGUAUAUGCUUUUGGGGCCUUUUUGCUGGAGGUUGCCUGCGGAAGAAGGCCAAUAGAACCCCAAGCAGCACCAGAAGAGAAGGUCAUUUUGGUUGAUUGGGUAUUUUCGUGCUGGAAAGCAGGCAAUAUUCUCCAGGCGGUUGAUCAAAAGUUGGGUACUGAGUUUGUGAAAGAGGAAGCAGACUUGGUGUUGAAACUAGGCUUGUUAUGCUCUCAUUCAGAACCAAAGAUUAGGCCGAGUAUGAGGCAAAUUCUGUUGUACUUGGAGGGAUCAGUUGCCUUGCCAGAUUUAUCAUCACUAGCCAUGGGCGUUUCUGCUGUUGGUCUUGGCUUCGCCCACCCUGCUGGCUUUGAAAACAUUUUAUCGUCAUUUGCUUUUUCCACAGAGAAACGUUUUUCACAUUCUGUGGCAGACUCUACUCUCUCUGGUGGUCGGCAAUUAAGAUGCUCAUCAUUCUGAUUUUGUAAAUUUAAAAAAAAAAA
This is a messenger RNA of Coffea eugenioides, 2158 nucleotides long. RefSeq names its product L-type lectin-domain containing receptor kinase IV.1-like. Gene Ontology annotation, cellular component: plasma membrane. The record is from RefSeq and is a predicted model, not a curated record. Gene Ontology annotation, biological process: protein phosphorylation. The transcript has a single exon. Gene Ontology annotation, molecular function: ATP binding; protein kinase activity; carbohydrate binding. Bases 75 to 2135 code for a protein of 686 amino acids. Lineage: Eukaryota; Viridiplantae; Streptophyta; Magnoliopsida; Gentianales; Rubiaceae.